Messenger RNA from Scleropages formosus (Asian bonytongue), 3942 nucleotides. It is a transcript of the gene ttll3, whose product is annotated as tubulin tyrosine ligase-like family, member 3. The transcript is spliced from 14 exons. Lineage: Eukaryota; Metazoa; Chordata; Actinopteri; Osteoglossiformes; Osteoglossidae. Gene Ontology annotation, cellular component: axoneme; microtubule cytoskeleton. Bases 605 to 3271 code for a protein of 888 amino acids. Gene Ontology annotation, biological process: cilium assembly; cilium movement; protein polyglycylation. Gene Ontology annotation, molecular function: protein-glycine ligase activity, initiating. The record is from RefSeq and is a predicted model, not a curated record.
CUGUUCGUGUGAAACACCACCAUCAUCAUCAUCAUGUUCUCUAGUUUAAUGCUUUCGGUACUUCUCGUUCAAAAAUAGCUUCCUCGCGGCAUUUUAGCGUACUUGGUGUUCCGCGGAAAUGACUAAGUAUGAAUACUUCAUAUCUUCUGACACACGGCAAGUGGACCACAGCAAAUGACUCAAGAUAUGCGAACAUAACCCGCUAACCCGGUAGCAAAACUCAGUGACAAGACACCGCCAGCGUCAGUAGGCGGCGCUGAAAAGCCCCUUUACAACGUAGCCCGAAGGCGGUUGUCAUGGAGACCGCGAUAAACAGAAACGAAUUUGAGUGCCGGUGACUGCGCAGGUGCAGCCAGUGCAGCCGCUGAGAUGGCGAGAACGACACGGGAUGCGCGAGGACAGGUGCCGUAGAGCCUCUGUAUAGAACUCACACUUCACAGCCAGACGAGCUCUUCGAAACAGGGAUACGACAGGGCAGUUGGCAUCAGAACACAGGAAACACGCUCGAGAGACACUUCAGAGGUCAUCUGAGGAGGGAGGAGGGGAAGCAUGACAAGGGAGCGCUGCGAUUUGGGGCGCCGGGAUCCGUAGGGACAGUGACGGCAUGGAGGAUCCAGUACCCGAGAGCGAUUACAGGGCAGAAAGAGACGAAGCAGAACGUCUGCCUGGAGGUGCAUAUGACCUGACUCCUCAGAGCAGGGGAGACCCCCAGAGGGAGAAUCCGAACCCCGCCCCAAGCCGACGGAACACACACACCCCCUCAGCAUCCCAGCCUGAGAGUGCACUGCCCGCCGAUGGUCGGAUAAGGCGCAGCUUCUUCAACCUACCUGUGAUCAACCCAGACAGACUGCGCACAGCAAAAGCUUUGGUGGACAAGGCUGUGAAGUUGAAGAAGGUGUUUUCUGUGCAGGGUCCGUACCCUGUGGUCCGUGCUGCCCUCAGGGCAAGGGGAUGGGUGGAACGUUACCUCCCACGCCCGACCCCACAGAUUAGGCAUCCCCAUGGAGAUGAUGAUGAUGAUGGCGACAACAGGGAUGACAGUGAUGACAAUGAUGAUAGUGCAGAAGAGGUGGAAAAACAAGACGGCUCAGACAACUUGUAUGACCUCAUGUCUCGCCUGGUUCGUAACGAAUCUACGUAUCUCUACUGGACAAUGCGGAGAGAUGCGAUUGACUGUCGCACACUGCGAAAGGAGCAGAUGAUCAAUCAUUAUGCAAAGGCAGGAACUUUCACCACAAAGGUUGGUUUAUGUGUAAACCUAAGAAACCUGCAGUGGUUUGACGCAGCGGACCCAGACACCUUCUUCCCACGUUGCUACAGGCUCGGCGCAGAGGACGAGAAGCAUGCCUUCAUUGAGGACUUCCGGAGGACAGCCUGCAACAGCCUGUUGCAGUACGUUGUUGAGAGGCAUUACAGGCAGCAGCGGGAGGGAGAAGUUGCCAGGGUCAAAGUCACAGGGCCAAGCCACUCUCAGGGUCAGAAGAAGCAAAAUAAGCGUCGAGCCAUGCAAAUGGUUGGCUCUGGAAUGAUUGACACUGCAUUACAAGUUUGCCAGGACUUCCUGGACUGUUUAGAUCAUCAUGAUAUUGACAUUGCCAAAGAAACUUCAUCUUCUCUCACAGAACAACAGUGGGCAGAAUUUCUUCACAACUAUUACCUUGUUGUGCAUGAUGGAGUGGAAAUGGAGGAUAGUGCUUGGUAUGUCGAUCGAUGUCACACAAUGCUGCAGAGGCUGCAAGCGGUCUGUCCGCAGCUUGACACAGACGGAAUCCAUAACAUCUGGAUUGUCAAACCUGGAGCCAAGUCACGCGGCAGAGGCAUCCUGUGUUUUAAUCGACUGCAUGACAUCCUGAAGCUCGUGGACAGCGAUCCUUCUUUGAUCAAGGACAGCAAGUGGGUGGUGCAGAAGUACCUGGAGCGUCCCUUUCUGAUUCAUGGCACCAAGUUCGAUGUACGCCAGUGGUUCCUGGUUACCGACUGGAAUCCCCUGACUGUAUGGUUCUACCGGGAAUGCUACUUGCGCUUCUCUACUCAGCCCUACUCUUUAGAAACACUGGAUAGCUCAAUACACCUAUGCAACAACUCUAUCCAGAAGCACUUCCAGCCAUCAGAGCUACGUCACCCAGAGGUGCCUGAGGACAACAUGUGGUCAUGUGAGCAGUUCUGUUCCUUCCUGUCCAAGCAGGGCCGGGAAGCCCAGUGGAGGGACAUCGUGGUCCCUGGGAUGCAGCAGGCGGUGGUACAUGCCCUACAGACUGCUCAGGACCUUGUGGAGUCGCGGAGGGGUAGCUUUGAGCUCUACGGGGCAGACUUCAUGUUGGGCCGAGACUUGAGACCAUGGCUGAUUGAGAUCAAUGCCAGCCCAACCAUGGCCCCCUCCACAGCUGUGACAGCUCGUCUGUGUGCCGCUGUACAGGAGGAUACCCUACGUGUGGUGCUGGACCGCCGACUUGACCGGAACGCCUCCACUGGUGGCUUCGAGCUCAUAUACAAACAGCCCGCUGUUGAAGUUCCACAGUAUGUGGGAGUAAAUCUGCUGGUGGAGGGGGCUUCCCUGAGACGACCUCGCCUUGCUUCUCAGAGAAGGAACACCUUCCUCCAAGAGCAUGAAGCCGACGCCCAGCCUAGACCCAGCCAGCUGGGACAAGAGGCAGCUGCAAAAACUGCCAAAUCUGCUGUCCGCAAACCAAGAGCAACUGCAGAGAAGCAAGUGCAGCUCAGGCCAACCAUAUCCUACAACAAGACGCCUGCCGCGACCAUAUUCCAUUCUACAGAAAAUGAGAACCACACAGAGAGUGAGAGGAAAGGACUAGCGCCUGUAAGGAGACGGAACCCUGUUGUGUUGGGUCGGCCUUUCAGUCUCUCCCCACUCAGGGUGCCCCGGAAGGUCACCGCAGACCGUUCCGGCCUCAGAGUAGAACCUAGGAACCCAAGACGGCUGGGUUUCACCAGAGCGACAGCUGUCCACUUACCCCAGUAUAACCUGUCCCGCUCUCUGGAUACAGCGUGGAACACUUACCGCUCUCAUAUCCCACACCGCCUGACGCAGCCCACUCUGAAGCCCUUACUACGGGCCCCUCGUGACCUUCCCGCCCUGCAGGGUCCCAUCUUACCACUGAAGGUCAUCAGCCUGCAACUGAGUCUGCUAAACAACACGCACACCAUUCCUCAUACUGCACACGUCUCAAAUCCUGGCCUCCAGAUGCGCCAGUUCUUAUCCCCAAAACAGGCCGUGACCCCCUGCAAGGAAGGUGGUCACAAGUCCUCAUAAGAAGUACAGAGCAGGAGGGCCAGAAACUUAAAAAUAAAGUUGGUGCGGGAUAAUUUUCCGUUGCAGAUUGUCUGUGUUUAUCUGAAUUUACCUGUGGUGUACUUAUUCAUGGAGGGAAAUCCCAUCACCAUUUGGAUUGUACUGGUGCCAUGCAACUCUUGGGAUGCGGGUUUUUAACCCAGCAUCAACUGUUUGGAGUUUGCAUGUUCUUUGUGGGUUUCCUGCCAUAAUACAAAGACGUUCAUUUUAGAUGAAAUGGUGACUCUAAAUUACCCCUAGUGUGUUUAUAUGAGUGAGAUAGUGUGUGACUGUUCUGCUCUGUUGUGUGGAUGGGUAGAUAACUGAGGAGAUGAAUGUUUCUGGCAUUGUAAGAAGCCUUGGACAAAUGUUUCAGUUAAAUACAAAUUUUUGUUAAAAAAUACAUUUUUUAAUCAUUAGUAGUUUUAUAAAAGUGCAUGGCCCUAAGGUGAAAAGGUUAGAAUACAUAACAGGUAUCCCCAGCACCUCUGAUACUGUAUAUUCUAACUGUUUGACCUUAUGUUGAUAUGACCAUGCACUGUUCAUAAAACUAAUAAUGAUUGAAAAAACCCUGCACCACGGUGGCACCCUGGGUUCAGCCAGUGCACGGUGUGGGGUGGGUAUGGGAUUUGAGCCCUGCUUGGGGUGUCUUG